AUGAUGUUCUCUGCCGAUCCUUCUUCCUCUGAUACCUCUGCCUCCUCUUCUCCGACUCUCUCUUCGAUCUCUCCCCUGUCCACCCCUUCGACUGCCAUUUCGCAGCCGGAACCUGAGCCGACUCGCUUCCAGGUUUUUCAAGUCGAGGCCCCCCGCGGCCACCACAAACUUUUCAUCUCGGCCGGUCCUCAACCAUCUCUCGGGUUCUUCUUCUACGUGCUUCAUCUUAUAGGUCUUGCACAACCCAUGAUGAUCUUAAUGAAUGAUACGGUCACCUCCAUUGAGCAGCUGGCUGCGAUCCAUGACAGCAGGAAUGUCGGGUCGAUUGCGGCCCAUGACAUGAACCGGGUCCGUAUGCUCAUUCGCGGCCUCGGUGUUCCAUAUUGCCCCUUGGAGUCCGAUCCCCCGAAUGAGGCCCUUCGCCGCGCGGAGCGUUGGAUCAUUGAUGUGAUCGACACGCUCCUCGAGGAUGGUGUCCUCGAGCCACCACCACCUCCUCGUCCUGCUCACCAGCUCCCGAGACAUCAUCACACGGCGCAUUGUAUCCACCAGCGCCUUCACUCUCACCAUCCGUACCGACGUCGUGGGCGUCGCCCGUUCGUCAACAACAACCCCCUCAUGAACCCGGGGGUCAACCCCUCGCGCGAACCCCGCGAACCCCGCGACCACUGA
Fusarium vanettenii 77-13-4 is the source of this 672-nucleotide messenger RNA. RefSeq lists its product as uncharacterized. The coding region runs from base 1 to 672 and encodes 223 amino acids. The record is from RefSeq and is a predicted model, not a curated record. NCBI's taxonomy places the organism in Eukaryota, Fungi, Ascomycota, Sordariomycetes, Hypocreales, Nectriaceae. The transcript has a single exon.